Drosophila busckii is the source of this 1313-nucleotide messenger RNA. RefSeq lists its product as uncharacterized. Bases 135 to 1253 code for a protein of 372 amino acids. Lineage: Eukaryota; Metazoa; Arthropoda; Insecta; Diptera; Drosophilidae. The transcript has a single exon. The record is from RefSeq and is a predicted model, not a curated record.
AUGUGACAGUAGAUUUUAUAUUAAGCUUACACAGCUAAACAGAAUCACAUUUACAGUUAUUUACACGUGUUUCAAGAAAUAUCUGGCCCAAAAUCAACCAAAGCGACCUAGACUAUAAUUAUUUCAAUUUCAACAUGCCAAGUCAAAUUCAGACUGCACUUAAUUUCCAAAUUAAACUGCUUUCCGGCAACAAUGUGGUGUUGGUUGACUGCAAAGGAUACGAGAGCGAGCUGUUCAUGCCCCAAAUUGUCAAGGGACGCAUUACAUUUCAGAACAUUAUACCCAAUCAUCGGUGCUGUGAUUCGGCCGCUGCAAAUGUAAAAACGGAUCAGCUUAUACUGCCCGCCUACAAGCUGGGCGACGUGCGAAUCAUUGCUGGCGCUGGAACGCCGCAAAGAUUCAAUUACGACCAGCAAAACAUAUCCUCCCCCUUGGCCAGAAGUACACCAUCCAGCGGAACGUCGGUGCGAGUGUUGCCCAGAUUGGGCAAGGAGAACGCUGGAGCACUGUUGACGCCAGAACUAGCUCGCUGCAGACCUACACAACAAAUUACGCCUGUAGACGCAUUGCAGCUAGAGCGCAGCUCAUCCGUAUCACAACUGCAAGCCGCAGAGUCGCCAAUGUUGCCGAUAAACGAAAGUACACAGAGUCCGCUACAGGCGCCUUCCACUAGUUCCUCUCUAACUUCAGAAACGACGCUUUGUAAUUUUAUGCAUAAAGCACCACCAGCGCGCACCUACUCCCGUCGCAGGCCCAGCGGUACAAGCCAUCCCAGGCAACCCAUCUCCUGGUCACCGCUGGCCAAAAAAAAGAAGAACACUAAAGUUUCAUCUACGAAGCCGCCAAGUCCUAACCUAAAACUAGAAGUACGCCAGCGUAAGCUGAUUGUGGACAAUAAGAAGACGUUGGCGCCGCAUGAGCUGCAGAAGAGUAUACCCAUGCCUAUCACUAAGCAGAAAAUACGACGCAAGCAGGUGACAGGGAAGACACGCCAGCAAUUUGAUGCGCUGAAGGUCACCGCGUAUGACCUGUUAACAACACCCGGUCAUGGGCAAGUAUCAAAGGAGCUACAGAAGCAAUUUAAGGAUGCAUGCAUUGACAAAUACUCGGACACAUUGCCAAACUAUGCGGCGUUGUCGAAAACGACGCCGCUGCAACUGGAUCGUCAGGUGAAGUCGUUGAUGGCCAAACAGCGUCGCUUGGACAAACAAAUGACAAAAUCACAGCAAGCGAACUUGCUAAAAAAGAAAUAAAUUCUAAGCUACAAAUAAGUAGGGAUCGUAUAUAACAGAAAAUAAUUGUUUUAUUUUCUA